AUGUCCCUACCUCGAGUCUCCUAUUUGGAGUCAUGGGAACAUAAUCCUGCCACAAUCCGUCGCCAAGACCAAUCAUCAGUACUCGAUUCAGAAGAUGAUGCGGCAUAUCAAGAACUUCCGGAAGAGUCGCUAUCGUCGUCGUUCCCUUCGACAUUUAGCUUUCCAGUCUCCAGGCAGCGCCUGAAUUUCAACCCUUAUGCCGGACCAGGCUGGAAUGAGGCAUCGGUAGAGGAUGCGGGAGACGAGCGUACCUCUCUCCUGAGAGUACCUUCUCAGAUACCUCGACCUGGUCACAUAGAGGGAGAAAGCAGGGUGACACAAAAUGGUCUUGUAAAACAGCAGGAAGCGUCGCUACUAGAGACAACGGGCGCGUUUGAAAUCUGUACUGCAGUAAUCUACUGUUUCCUUGCUGCGGGCGUUGUCUUUGGUUUCGCGGCACUGAAGCCAGUGUUAAUCCGAGAAGGCGUUUACCACAAUAUGUGCUCAAAAGAGGAGCUAAAUGAACGCCAAGAUGUGUGCUACUCACAGGAACUUCGCCUCAACCUGAUGUUCACCAUAGCCGCCGUGGCGACCAAUGUAUCUGCCCUUCCAGUCGGAACUAUUCUAGACACUUAUGGCCCACGCGUGUGUGGUAUCAUUGGAAGCGGUUUUCUUUGUCUUGGUGCUGCACUUUUUGGACUUUCGAGCAGCAUCGGUUUCGACGGGUACAUCCCAGGGUAUCUUUUCUUGUCUUUGGGCGGGCCGUUCAUAUUCAUCUCAUCCUUCCAUCUUUCGAAUACAUUUCCUACCCGCUCAGGUUUGAUCCUAUCCAUGCUUACAGGCGCAUUCGAUGCAUCCAGCGCACUCUUCUUAAUAUUCCGCCUGGUUAACGAGAACACAAACGGCCGGUUCACAACCGGAAGAUUCUUCCUAGCUUAUCUCAUUGUUCCAGUGCUUAUACUAGCCGCACAGCUUACCAUAAUGCCAGCAACUUCUUAUAAAACUGCUGGGGAGCUAGUCCAGCAAGCAGAAGCUGAGAUCUCCGCCGAAGCGAACGACAGAGUGGACGACGAUAUCUCAGAUAGGAAUGAAGGUGAACGGCAACGAAAUGACCGUCGCGUCCAGCGGCAAGAUAUCGUCAAUAAGAUCCAGGAUCUCCUAACAGAGACUGACCACGUCUCGAGAAACGAAGAACCGGCACUGAGAGCCAACGGAGGCGACCCAGAUACCCCACCAGCAACAAAGCCCCAGAACACCACCGGCGGGGUCUGGGGCGCAAUGCACGGCUGCUCGGCUCUGCAACAAGUUCGAUCCCCAUGGUUCGUCCUCAUCACCCUUUUCACUGUCCUCCAGAUGCUCCGAAUCAACUACUUCGUGGCGUCAAUGCGCCAGCAGUAUGAAUACCUGUUCGGGUCUCCCGAACAAGCCCGCAAGAUCAACGAGCUAUUUGAUUUCUUUCUUCCCCUUGGCGGUCUCGUUUCUGUGCCGUUUAUUGGCGCUAUCCUCGACAAUGCAAGUACCCCUUUUGUCCUCCUCGUACUCGUAUCAACCGCAACCGUGAUUGGUGUUCUCGGUUGCAUUCCCCAUAGCAUUGAAGCCGGAUACACGAACAUCGCCAUCUUCGUCAUUUACCGCCCGUUCUACUACACCGCUGUGUCGGACUACGCAGCCAAGGUAUUCGGCUUCCAGACAUUCGGCAAGGUCUAUGGACUCAUCAUCUGUCUAUCGGGAUUGGGCAAUUUCGCACAAGCUGGUCUUGACGCCCUCACCUUCAAGGUAUUUCACCGCAACCCGAUUCCCGUAAAUUCUAUCCUCACCCUCGUGACCUGUUUGGUCGGCAUCGGACUGGUUGGUUUCGUUUGGUGGAAAGCAAGGACCAUUUAUAUUACGAAGCCAGAGCUAGGAGCUCUGGAAAAUGGGGACGUCCAUGUUCCCGACGAUCAUGAUGGUAUCGCGAGUAGGGACUGGGAGCGGGAACCCCUGUUGUAUCGGCCUCCGUCGAACGUGGCGCGGCAUGCAGAGUCACCCUCAUACGGCAUUUCAGGUCCAUCGUAG
Aspergillus pseudonomiae is the source of this 2034-nucleotide messenger RNA. RefSeq names its product putative MFS transporter Fmp42. Lineage: Eukaryota; Fungi; Ascomycota; Eurotiomycetes; Eurotiales; Aspergillaceae. Gene Ontology annotation, cellular component: fungal-type vacuole membrane. Bases 1 to 2034 code for a protein of 677 amino acids. The record is from RefSeq and is a predicted model, not a curated record. The transcript has 3 exons.